Molecule: messenger RNA, 417 nt
Organism: Prunus armeniaca (apricot)
Lineage: Eukaryota; Viridiplantae; Streptophyta; Magnoliopsida; Rosales; Rosaceae
Source: the annotation of a GenBank genome assembly
AUGAACGAACAUGACCAAAUCCCGAAGCCAACGAACCGAAAGCCCAAUCGGCAGGAUAAUCGGGACACUGGUAAAUUCUGCCGAUACCACCAGCAGAACAGCCACAACACCGAAGACUGCAUCAGUCUGAGGAAGAUCGUUGAGCGUCUGAUUCGGGAGGGAAAGCUGGAUCAUUACAUCGCUAGGCCACCACAGGCACCGGCACCGAACGCGAAUCGGCAGAUCAACAUGAUCAGCACCAUAAGCGGUGGCCCCACUCUGGCGAGACCCUCUAAUCGUUCAGUGAAACAGUAUGUGCGUGCCGCCCACUACCCUCAGGUCUUCGGCAUAGAAGACGAUCGGUGCCGAAGGUGGGAUGGGAGCCCAUCACAUUUCUGUGAAGAAGAAGAGGAAGGGGAUCAUUUACCCCCACGAUGA